Messenger RNA from Trypanosoma theileri, 396 nucleotides. RefSeq lists its product as uncharacterized. The annotation marks the transcript as partial. The transcript has a single exon. The record is from RefSeq and is a predicted model, not a curated record. NCBI's taxonomy places the organism in Eukaryota, Euglenozoa, Kinetoplastea, Trypanosomatida, Trypanosomatidae.
GGGUUGUGCCGGCCUGGUGGCGUCGCCGCCGCCGUCUGUCACAACUUUGGCCGGCUGGUGGUGCCGGGGUGGGGUGGCGGUUUUGUGGUCGAAGCAGGCGGCCUCUACAAUAGUUGCGCCUCUGCUAUUUUGGCGUUCUACAAGUUGUUAUCCUUUGCGAAGCGCUUUGCUUUGGCACCGCGUCGGGGUGACCGUCAUUGCCUUGUCGAGGAAAGCCAGGGGCCAGUGACGUUUUUCUUUUGGAAGACCCGUUGGCCCUUAGGCUACGGCGCUGUAAAGCACCGGGACCAACCGUGUCGUGCUGUGGCAGAAAUAUAUCCAAGAAGGUCCUGGGGCACGUGUCGACGUGCUAUCGGCAGUAUCACCCGCACCAGGUUACUGCUGAGUGGUGUCUGA